Trichomonas vaginalis G3 is the source of this 673-nucleotide messenger RNA. Its product is annotated as protein of unknown function, DUF4106 family. The record is from RefSeq and is a predicted model, not a curated record. NCBI's taxonomy places the organism in Eukaryota, Parabasalia, Trichomonadida, Trichomonadidae. The annotation marks the transcript as partial. The transcript has a single exon.
AUGCCACGUAAGCUACGUAAGAAUAUACGUAAGAGGAAGAGAGCAUUGAAACAUCCAAUAGUAAAACUGACACCACAACAACAGUUGCAACAACAAAUGAUGAAUGACCCCACUAUGUUGCAACAAAUGUCAAGCAACCCUAUGCUUUUAAACCGAGUUAUUGGUGCACAGAGCGGAGGUUUAAGAGCGGCACUUUUAGCGAAAAUGGCAGGCUAUGGUGGAGCUGCAGACGGAACAGCUUAUAACCCUCAAAGUCAAAUGAAUUUGAGUUCACUCAAAAAUCAAAUAACAGAUGUCAAAAAGUCAAACAUAGACAUACAGAAACAAAUAAGUGAAAACGAAAAGAAACUAGAAUAUGACAGACAGACAAAGAAACUCAAUGAGUUAAACGUAGAGAAAAAGAAGAAAGAAGAACAACUGAAAGAACUAAGUACAGAGGAAUAUGCGAAAAAAGUGUCAGAAAAAGCAGCAGAAGUAGCAAAAAUGGAACAAGAUGUUAUAAAUUUGAAAAACCAUACUACUCAAUAUAAAGUACUGAAAGAUGAAGAAAUAAAACAAAAAGCCCUGAAGACAUAUAUGGAUAGCGAUGAGUAUAAAAAAGAAGUUGAAGCAAAUGUAAAGGCAGAAAAACUUUUACAGUUGCAAAACCAAACCGUACAGUAUGAAAACUUAG